CACCAAUUUUUAAACCACUUCUACUAGAAAAUUCAUUCCUAAUGCAUAAACUCAAAUCCUUAUUUAAUAAAUUAAAUGUCUCUAAUAAAGAUUCUAAUUCAAUAAACGCAACAAUUGCAAAAACAGAUGUAAUAACAGAAAAUCAUCAAUCAUCAAACAAGCAAGAACUUAAUGAGGCUUCUUUAAAUAAAAAUUGUUCUUAUUGCAAUAAACCAUUUACUGAAGAAUUAUGGUGUAAAGAAUGUGAUCAUCGUCGCAAGAUUGAAGGUUGGACCAGUGGAAAUAAUGACGUUGAUAAAUUUAUCAAAGAUACAAUUUACGAUGCAAGAAAUACUUAUAAGGAAUCUCUUAAAUGGGUACCAUUUGGUAGGUUUAAAGACGUAAAGCAAAUUGGCGUAGGAGGAUUUGCAAAAGUGUAUUCUGCAACAUGGAUUGAUCAUGGAAUCAAAGUUGCUUUGAAAAGAUUAAAUGGAUCAAAGAAUAUGUCAGCUGUAUAUUUAAAUGAGCUUAAAAUACAUUGGAAUUUUUAUAAAGAAGAUAGUAUGUUUUCGUUAAUAUUUUAUGGAAUGACCAAAGAUCCUGAAACUGAAGAAUUUAUGAUGAUUUUACAAUUUGCAGAUGAAGGAAAUUUGAGAAGUGUUCUUUCACACAAUUUCAAAAACAUUUUAUGGAAAGAUAAGAUAAUAUAUUUAUAUUGGUUAAUAUAUGGUCUUAAAAAUUUACAUGAUUUAGGAUAUUUUCACAAAGAUUUUCAUAGUGGAAAUAUUUUACAAGAAGGUGGAUAUCAAACUUAUAUUUCAGACUUUGGAUUAUCUGGACCAUCAAAUAAACAAAAAUCAGAUGAUAAAAUAUGUGGUGUGUUACCAUAUAUUGCCCCAGAAGUUUUAAAUGGAGAACCAUAUACAUUAUCAUCUGAUAUCUAUAGUUUUGGUGUAAUUAUGACAGAAUUAUCAUCUGGAAUACCACCUUUUCAUAAAAGAAAACAUGAUGCUACCUUAGCAUUAGAAAUAUGUAAUGGACUCAGACCAAAUUUUGGAAAAGGAACUCCUGAAAUUUAUAAGAAACUAGCUUAUAAAUGUAUGAAUGCUAAUUCAAAUCAAAGACCAACAGCCAGUGAAUUGCAUGAUAUUAUAAAGUUUUGGUACUGUUCUUCUCGUCAUGAUAAAGAAUAUCAAGAAGAAGAAAAAUUUGGAUAUAAAGGAAAAGAAAUUGAGGCUAUGUUUGAAGAAGCUGAUAAAGAAAUACCAAAUAUUUCGACUUCAUAUGAAAAAAACCCUGAUGCUAUAUAUACCAGUAGAUUAUUUACAUUUAAUAAUUUAACAAAACCUAUUAAUUCAUCUCUUAUUACAUCAUACCUUGAUGAUGAGGAAAAUAAUAAAGACUGUCAAGAUUCUCAAUUAUUUGACUUAGAGGUUUCUAGCUCAUUACAAUUAAAAGAUGAUGCUAAUAAUAAAGAUGAUUCAACUAUUGAAUGAUCAUAUACUAUUUAUUUUAUGUCAUGUUAUAUCUAUUACUGGUCAAUAUCUCAAGAAGAUGCAUACGAGCAAUAGUAUUAUGGACUUAUGGUAUGGCUCUAAUUGUCAAUAGUUGAUUCCUAACUAUGGUGAUAACCUGUGAUUGCAAAUGAAAAAAGUUUUUGUUUUUUAUUUGUAUACCUAAAAGAAAAUUUUACACAUUUAUUUUUUUAUUCAACUUUUAGUAUAAUUAUAUUAACAUUAUUAUUAACAUUAUUAAAUUAAAUUUAUA
Messenger RNA from Rhizophagus irregularis DAOM 181602=DAOM 197198, 1746 nucleotides. RefSeq lists its product as uncharacterized. Gene Ontology annotation, biological process: signal transduction; protein phosphorylation. The record is from RefSeq and is a predicted model, not a curated record. Gene Ontology annotation, molecular function: ATP binding; protein kinase activity. Gene Ontology annotation, cellular component: cytoplasm. NCBI's taxonomy places the organism in Eukaryota, Fungi, Glomeromycota, Glomeromycetes, Glomerales, Glomeraceae.